Messenger RNA from Rubroshorea leprosula, 532 nucleotides. NCBI's taxonomy places the organism in Eukaryota, Viridiplantae, Streptophyta, Magnoliopsida, Malvales, Dipterocarpaceae. The record is from the annotation of a GenBank genome assembly.
AAACACAACCAUCACACAAAACAAACUGAACAUUUUUUUUAAUCUUUCAUUGAUUUUCAAUAAACAUAUACAAACGUAAACAUCACAAAAGCAUGUCACGGAAACAGAAAGACAAAAGAAGCAAACACGGCGGAGCAUUCUGGGUAACAGAUCGGAGUCCGAUCUGGCGGAUCCCACCCACGAGAUCAAGCCCAGAUCAUUCUCCUCACUGCCUCCCCAAAAAGACUCCUCUGUUGCAGGAAAAUACCUAGCAAAAGGAGGCUGAAAUACUGCCGGAAUCUAGCCGGAAUCAGCUCGGUUUUCUUCUUUCUCCUUUCUCCCGAAACCCAGAACAAUGACUCCCAAAUCAAACUCCAAAAUCAACUCCAAAAUCAGAACCGGCCACACUCAAUACCAGAAGAAAUCCCCUUCCAGCUCCGAAAAUCAACCAGAAAAACCCCUUCUAUUGCUCUCGAAGCUCAGCCGAAACUCCCCAAAAAAACCACAACCAAUCUCCCAGCAACAGACCCGAAAUCAACCCCCCAAAAUCAAU